This is a messenger RNA of Gadus morhua (Atlantic cod), 3298 nucleotides long. It is a transcript of the gene ripk1l, whose product is annotated as receptor (TNFRSF)-interacting serine-threonine kinase 1, like. Lineage: Eukaryota; Metazoa; Chordata; Actinopteri; Gadiformes; Gadidae. Bases 169 to 2196 code for a protein of 675 amino acids. Gene Ontology annotation, biological process: protein phosphorylation; signal transduction. The record is from RefSeq and is a predicted model, not a curated record. Gene Ontology annotation, molecular function: JUN kinase kinase kinase activity; ATP binding; protein binding. The transcript is spliced from 11 exons.
GGCGUGGCGUGGCGUGACGUUAUCCAACGUGCUGCUCGGCGCUUGACUUGUCGGGCUGGACCGUGGUAGUUUCACUACGCAUUCUGCAACCAGAAGUGAUUCCCUUCCCGGAACCGUUCUUGGAAUAAUUCACAUUUUUGCUAUGAGAUAGAACUUCAGGCCCGUAUAAUGGCCAGUUCACUCGAAACUUUUCGAAUCCGAUCAGCUGAUAUUUUAACCAAAGACCCGCUCGACUACGGAGGAUUCGGUGAAGUCUUCUUAUGCCGCCACAAAACCCUCGGACCUGUGGUCCUGAAGGCUGUGUUCACUGGCCUUCUUCGAAACGAAGAUAGUAAGAGAUCGCUGCAGGAGGAGGGGGCCCUGAUGACCAAACUGUGCCAUGAGCGUGUGGUGAAGCUUCUGGGUGUCAUUAUGGAGGACGGGGACUACUCCCUGGUCAUGGAGCUCAUACCAAUGGGCAAUCUGAAGUCCAUGCUUCAACAGGUUACAGUGCCAAUAUCGAUCAGGGGCAGAAUCGUUCUCGAGAUUCUGGAAGGAAUGGUUUACCUCACAGAAAAUAAUGUCAUACACAAGGACUUGAAGCCGGAGAACAUCUUAGUGGACCAGGACUUCCACAUCAAGAUCGCUGACCUCGGCCUGGCCACUUGCGAGUCCUGGAGCAAGCUGACUCGGGAGGAGUCCCGCAGGAAGAGCCGCUCAGUGGCCACGGCGGGCACCCAGGGGGCCGGCACGCUGAGCUACAUGGCCCCUGAGCACCUGGAGGACAUCAACAUCCGCUCCACGGAGAAGUCUGACGUCUACAGCUUCGCCAUCGUGCUGUGGGUCAUCCUCACCGGCCGAGACCCUUACGAGAACGCCCGAAACGAGAACCAGGUGUGCAUGUGUGUCCGCAAUGGAAACCGCCCAGCGGAGGACCUCAUCGCGGAGGACAUUCCCCGCGAGAUGGUGGAUCUCAUGAAGAGCUGCUGGCACAAGGACCCGAAGCUGAGGCCCACAUUUCAGGAGGGUUACAAGAUGUUCCUACCUUUCUACACGGAAAAUCUCGAAGACUUAAUUGAGAAGGAUUCCCAUCAUUUGAGGGAAAUGUACGAUGGUCCCGAAGGGCUGGUGGAGAAGUUGAAAACCCUAACUAUCCCCUCUGAGUCUGCAUCAGCAGACGGCCCCGCCUCCCUGCUGAGCUCAGACCGAAGCGGCCCCUCCCUUGGCCCCUCCCUGGGCCCCGUGGAGGCCAGCGUGGAGGACCUCCACUACGAGGUGCCCGCCGACCCCAUCCAGACAGACGCCCAGGGGGUGGGGGCGGAAGGCCCCCACGCCACCAGCCUGGAGCAGAAGCUGGACAGGGAGCUGCAGUACCACAAGAACGGCAGCUACACCUUCGUGGGCCAGCCGCACUCGGCCGACCCCAGCCAGCCCGACCACAGCCGGCUACGACGCGCCGUCUCGGAGCUUCCCCAGCACCCGGGGAUGUCCUCGGUGCGCCCGGCGACCGCCGAGCCCUCGGAGGACGGCUGCUACCGCCCCGACAUGGGCAUCUACGAGUCGAUGGUGUCCGCGGCGUCCUCGGCCAAGUCUCACCACAAGUCCACUGUGUCCAGCAACCCGUCCCUCGCCGAGCACCGGCUCGUCCCUCCGGAGCAGGCCUCGGCCUACGAGCGACAGAAGUCGUGGCCGACGUACCCAGUCCCGGACACGGCGGCGGCCGACUACCCCGCCGGGCUCCGCUUCACUCCAAACACGAUCGGCCCCCUGCAGGAUACAGGUUACCAGGGUUGGUGCAUCCAGAACGCGAGUGCUAUCCAGAUUGGUAAUAACAACUCUCUGAGCAUCAGGGGCUCAGACUCCAGUCUGGGUGGGCCGUCCAACUCUAUGCUGCAACUCAAACAGGCUCUCCUGAAAUAUGACGACCAGGCGGUGACUGAGGAACACCUGAACCUGCUGAGGGACAACAUCGGCUCCAACUGGAAGCGCUGCGCUCGGCGCCUGGGUCUGACCAACGUGGAGGUGGAGGCGGUGGACCACGACUACUGCCGCGACGGGCUGCAUGAGAUGGUGCACCAGAUGCUAGAGCGCUGGAGGAUGAAGGAGGGCAGCUUGGGCUGCACUGUGGGCAAGCUCUGCCAGGCACUGGGUAGCCACAUCCCCGUGGACGUGAUCCAGAAACUGUUGUCCGCCUGCCAGAAGAGCAGCUCCACCUGAAUGGGAGGGAGAUGGCAGCACAAAGGAUAGGGAGUUGAAUUUACAACCCCUCCAAAAAUCAAAGCCAUCUCUUUCCAAGCAAAGUCCUUCCCAUUAAGUACUUAAGAUAUGGUUGGGUCAUGAUUCUCUCUCUCGCUCUUUCUCUCUUUCUUUCCUUCCUUCCUUCCUUCCUUCCUUCCUUCCUUCCUUCCUUCCUUCCUUCCUUCCUUCCUUCCUUCCUUCUUCAGAGGGAUAAAGAUGUUCUUUCCUUUCUACAAGAAAGUCUGGAAGACUUAAUUGGGAUGGAUUCUCUUCCAUUUAGUUGAAAGUGAAUUUUCUCAGCCGUACAGACUGAUCAGUUUACAGUUUUGGUUUAUACCAACACCUCUCACUACAGCCUGAUGCUGUAAGUCGAACACAAACUGUUUUUGACACACAAUGUAAGAACAUAAUGUGUUGGUUUUUGGUUUGCAGCAGCGGGCUGAGGCAAAUUCACUCAACAAGUACAAACGUACUUCCAAUAUCCUGAUGAGAGAAAAUCAAAAAUUCUCCAAUUGUUAGAUGUUUACUGUUUUUGGGGGAUUCAACUGUAUAUCUGGCAUUUACCCGGGCGCGAUGGAUGUAUUUGAGCCAAAAACCUGAACCAUAACAUGAAACAUAAUAAUGAUUUUAUUUAGUGUGGAAGGCAUAGUGAAUUAAGUAGUUGUGUCAUCAUCAUUAAUAAUAACAUUUGAAAAUGUACCGGGUAUUCUUAUGAAUGUGAAUUAUGUUGAAAUGUGCAAUUUUCUUAUAUACUAUUAUAUGUAUAAAUUUCUUUCAACUGUUCCACUACAAUAAGAUGUAGAACAAUAAAUAUGCUUCCUGUGCAAAUGUAUGCAAUUAGCAAGCUGGUUGCUAAUGGCUUCUGUGCUAUCACCCUAUAGUAUAAAGGCAAGACUAUUUGUUAUCUUGUAAAGGUAUUUUUAAAUGAUAAGUUUGACCAGUGCUUUCAAUGGUCAGCUCACUGUAAUGUGUUUGUGUGAGUAUGUAUGUAUGUGGGAGUAAGGACAACGAAGUUGCAUAUCACUAGUGCUGAUUCAUUUUCCAAAUAUAAAUUUCAAAUAAAAUAAAAAGUUUUGUGUAA